AUGCCUCCCCCAUGCCUGCCAACACCUGCACAUUCGUGUCUUCUGAACCUGUCCCCCUAUGUCCCUCAGCCGGUGCCUGUACCUCAGACCCUUUGCCAAAGAAUGAGGGAAUUGGAUGAGAUCAGCAGUUCACAAACUUUUUGUUCUCAGGACCCCCUUUAUGCUCUUAAUAUCAUCAAGGAUCCCAAAGAGAGGUUCCUGAAAAAACUAAAAAUAGGAGGGGCGGGCUCCUGGCCCCGUGUGCUCCCCACCACCCAGCGCCCGCAACAGCCGCAGCGCGAUGGCCCCGGAGCCAAGAAGGGCAUUUUGGAGCCUCUGGAUAGCGGGGAGGGUGUGCUUGGAGACGGCAACUUUCGCAUAACUCUGGAGAAGAGGGGCUACGUGAAGGCCGGGCUCUGGACUCCAAAAGCUGUCGUCGAACAUCCAAAUGCAGUUCGCCAGCUUCACGUGGAAUUCUUGAGAGCGGGAUCGAAUGUCACGUGGACUUUCACCUUUUCUGCCAGUGAGGACAAUAUGGAAAGCCAGUGGGAAGCUGUAAACGCCGCUGCCUGUGACCUUACCAGAGAAGCAGCCGACAGAGGUGAUGCUUUGGUCGCAGGGGGGAUCUGCCAGACAUCGUUGUACAAACACCACAAGGAUGAAGCCAGAAUUUUAAAACUUUUUCGACUACAGCUAGAGGUUUUUGCCAGGAAAAAUGUGGACUUCUGGAUUGCAGAGUACUUUGAACACGCUGAAGAAGCUGUGUGGGCUGUGGAAGUCUUAAAAGAAUCCGUAAAACCCGUGGCAGCCACCGUGUGCAUAGGCCCAGAGAGAGACAUGCAUGGUGUAACACCUGGAGAAUGUGGGAAGCUGGUGAAGGCAGGGGCUUCAGUCGUUGGCGUGAACUGCCGAUUUGGGCCCUGGACCAGCCUGAGGACAAGGAGACUCAUGAAGGAAGGUCUACGGGCUACAGGGCUGAAAGCACACUUGAUGGUGCAGUCCCUGGGGUUCCACGUGCCCGACUGCGGCAAAAGAGGGUUUGUGGAUCUCCUCGAAUAUCCCUUCACACUGGAGCCCGGAGUUGCAACCAGAUGGGAUAUUCAAAAGUACGCCAGAGAGGCCUACAACCUGGGGGUCAGGAACAUAGGCGGGUGCUGUGGACUUGAGCCCUACCACAUCAGGGCGAUUGCAGAGGAGCUGGCCCCGGAAGGGGGAUUUUUGCCUCUGGCUUCUGACAAACAUGGCAGCUGGGGAAGUGGUCUCAGCACACACACCAAACCCUGGAUUAGAGCCAGGGCUAGACGAGAGUGUUGGGAGAAUCUGCUGCCGACUUCGGGCAGACCUUUCUGUCCUUCAGUGUCAAAGCCAGAUGCCUAA
Molecule: messenger RNA, 1356 nt
Organism: Physeter macrocephalus (sperm whale)
Lineage: Eukaryota; Metazoa; Chordata; Mammalia; Artiodactyla; Physeteridae
Product: S-methylmethionine--homocysteine S-methyltransferase BHMT2-like
Biological process (GO): L-methionine salvage
Cellular component (GO): cytosol
Molecular function (GO): S-methylmethionine-homocysteine S-methyltransferase activity
Source: RefSeq, a predicted model, not a curated record